Molecule: messenger RNA, 1225 nt
Organism: Anthonomus grandis grandis
Lineage: Eukaryota; Metazoa; Arthropoda; Insecta; Coleoptera; Curculionidae
Exons: 8
Coding region: 22-1176 (384 amino acids)
Biological process (GO): sensory perception of smell; detection of chemical stimulus involved in sensory perception of smell
Cellular component (GO): plasma membrane
Molecular function (GO): odorant binding; olfactory receptor activity
Source: RefSeq, a predicted model, not a curated record
GCAUACAUACAACCAGUAAAAAUGUAUCAGCCAAAAAAAGACGAUGCGUUUUACUACAGUUUAAUGUUUUUAAGAUAUCUUCACUAUUAUCCUUCAAUAGAAAAUGAGAAAAACCUAAAAUGUUACCACUUUAUUUCCAUAAUCAUUAGAUUAAUCAGUUGCUUUAUUUGGGUGGAAUGCGCCAUUCAUUGCACUAUGGCAUUAAAAGAAAACUUGCCAGUAGAUAUAAGUGAAGAUGUUGUGGGGCUUACUGGUGUGGGAAAUUCAAUGCUUCUUUGUAUUUUCUUCGAAAUAAAUGUACAAGGUUGGUCUAAGUUGUUCUUAGAUAUAACAGAUACGACAAAAUUCGGCACUCCACCGAAAAUGACAGCGGUAAUUCAAAAAGCCAACCGAUAUGCUUUGAUAUAUUUUAUUUAUUGCAACGUUGGGGUAAUGGUAUAUGGGUUGGUAUCCAUAUUUGAUACAGGUCGUUGUAUGAGAUUUAACGAGGAGAAAGGUCUUCAUGAGAUUUGUGGUACGGUUACGCCCCUAUGGUGGCCAAGCAAAGAUAUUGAUCCUGUUACUAAAAUUAUAAUUAUUUGUUAUCAAGUAUUUUCUGCAGUUUUUUAUAUUCCACCCUCUGCAAUAUUGACAUUCGUUCCUUGGGAGGCUGCAGAAGUAAUAAUCGCAAAAAUUGAUCAUCUUAAAGAUUUAUUUAAACAUGCAUUUAAUACAAAAGAUCCAGUUUUGCAAAGAAAGAGGCUAAGGUUUUGUAUACAGUACCAUCAAGAUAUUUUAAGAAUUACUGGAGAACUUAAUAAUGCUGCUAAACGAGUUUGUGGUCAGUUAUCUUUUGUUGCUGCUGUCAUACUGAGCUGUAUUGGAACCCAAAUGUUAAAGGAAUACUCAAUUGGUGCGGUAAUUCAUCUUAUGGGGUAUAUGGUAGCUGUUUUCUUAGUUUGUCAGACUGGACAGAAAAUAAGUGAUGAAACCUAUGAUAUACAGGAUUCUGUAUAUGAAUCUGCAUGGUUUGAGGUAAACCCACAACUUGCCAAAGAUUCACAACUUAUUCUACUUCGCUCGCAAAAGCCAAUUUCAAUGGAGGCAGUACCAUUCGGAAUAUUUAACUAUAAUUUGCUUAUAAUCAUUCUUAAAACAUCUUAUUCGUAUCUUACUUUAAUCAACAAAACUGCUUAGAUGUUAAUAUAUAUGCAACAAUUUAUUAUAUAAAAAAUAUCACUUGAGG